AAGUGGGGCCCAGGACACGCCGCUGGGGAUGGGGAUCGGUUAUAAGCGAUACUCAGGGAGAGGCGGCGCCCCCCCGAAGGCCUCGGGCCCGAGCUUCGCAGACUCCUACCGCGUGGCCGAGGCGCUGCUGCGGCGCCCUCCCGACGCGGGCGGGGCGGGCUCCGCCGAGGGCCCGCCCACGCCCGCCCUGCUGCGCUUCGAGGAGGAGCGCGAGGCGCCCGGGCGCAGCCUCGGCGCGCUGCUGGACGCCGAGGUGGCGCGGGCGCAGGAGCGCGGGGCCUGCGGCUUGCUCUUCCUCGUGGACGACGCGCUCUGGCACGGGGCGUUCGACGCGGGCGCGGCGCUGCGGCUGCUCGGAUCGGAGGAUGGCGUCUACACGGUGCACGCGAAGCUGAACCCGAGGGUGGAGUACGCGCACCCCAACAACAAGUUCAUGCGGGUGCCGCGGCUCAGCGCCUACGGCCCCGCCGCGGCCAGCUCGGAGGACGGCGGCGCAGUGAUGGGCGAGUGGCUGGAGAGCGGGCUCCUGAUUUACGAGCGCGACCAGGGCGAGUACGACUGGAACUAUCCCUGGGAGCUCAGCGCCUCCAUCUACCGGGUCGCCGACGUGAGGGAGAUGCUGGCCGCGGUGCGCGAGCACUUCGGCGAGGCUGGCGUGGGCCACCCGAACCGGCUCGAGGGCUACGGCGUGCGCCUCUUCAAGCAGCAGAAGGUCUCGGGCGCGACCCGCGGCAGCCGCUGCGCGUGUGCAGGGCGCCCGGUCGUAGCCGUGGUCACCGUGAAUCGGGUGCAGAGCCUGUUCGACAACCCGGUCUACCGGCGGAGCGAGGGAGCCAGCGGCGGCCCGGAGGCGUCGCCCGAGGCCCUGGACGCCGCCCUGCGGGCGGAGCUGCGCGGCGCGCUGGGGGCGCCGCCGGCGGAGGCGGCCGCGGGGCUGGGGCGCAGCACGGGCCUGGACGCGGGCUGGCUGCGGUCGUACCUGGAGCAGCGCCCGGGCGCUCAGGAUGCCGGAGGCCUGCAGCUCCCAGCGCUGGGCCCGCAGGACGCCCCGCGGCCGGGGAGCAUCCUCUCCUGGCCGCCGCGCCCGCUGCUCGCCCGCAUGGCCCUCGGCGACGCGUACCUCGACAGCGUGCACGUGCCCCUCGUCGCGGCCCCGAGGCCACGCGAGCUGGGCGGUCCUGAGCCGGAGGUGUCGUGGCUGAUGCCGGUCCUCGACGCCCGUGCCAGCUGGCUCGAGGACGCCUUUGGCAGCAUCGCGGCCCAGGCCGGCAUGGGCCCCGGCAGUUGGGAGCUCGUAGUAGUGGACGACUGCUCCGGCAGCGCGGAGACGCUGGAGGCCCUCGGCCGGUGGGCGAGUUUGCCGCAGGUGCAGGUGGUGCGCCUGGGUGCCCGCGCCGGCGUCGCGGGGGCGCUGAACGCGGGCUGGGCCCGCUGCCGCGGCAGGUUUGUGGCGCGGCUGGACGCGGACGACAUCGCCCACGAGCACAGGCUCUGCAGGCAGCUGGCCUACCUUGAGGCGAACCCCGCCGUCUCGAUCCUCGGGGGCGGCUUCUGCACGUUCCAGGACCCACAGGAGCUCCGCGCGCCCGGCGGGGACCGCCACCUGCGGCGCUACCGCAUGCCGUGCCACCCGCUGCUGGCGCGCUGGCACAUGGUUUUCUCCUGCAGCCUGGCGCACCCCACGGUGACCUUCCGCAGGGGCCCCGACCUGCCCCGCGAGCGCGGGCCGUACCCCGAGGGAGAGGAGGCCGAGGACCACUGCCUGUGGCUGGGCCUGCCCCUGCACGUGCAGGUGGCCAACGUGGGCGACGUGGUCUGCUUCCUGCGCCGCCACCCGGGCUCGCGGACGGCGUGCGCGGCGCGAGCCAUCCGGCGGUCUUCCUUCGGGGCGGUGCGGCGCUUCCUGGAGAUCCACUGCGAUGCGGCUGCGGCGGUCGGAGCGCCCAGCCUCACGGACGAGGAGCUGGGGGUGCUUUGGGGCGCGGCGGGCGCCUCCCCGGAGGCGGCCGCCUCGGCCGAGCAGGCCCAGCGCCUGUCGGGCGCGCUCGACGCCCUGGAGGCCCUCUUCGUGCGGCUCGCGGCGGGCACCGCCGAUGCCGCCAGGGGCGACGGCGCACCCGCGCCGGCGGACAGCCGGGCGGCUGCCUUGCAGGAGUACGUCAGGGCCUCCUGCGCCAAGCUCCGGGGCUUCCUGGCCGUGCGGUCGCUCGCCGCGGGCGACCUGUCGGGCGGCACCGAGAUGGUGAAGUUGCUGCUCAGGAACGGCGGGGACGCGGGCCUCAAGAGCCUCGGCGCGCUGAUCGGCGCCGGCUAUUCUGCGGAGGGGCCUCCGUGAGAAACGGCGCCCAUGCGCGCGCGCGCCGCCGCCGCCCCCCCGGCUCUCUGC
Prorocentrum cordatum is the source of this 2386-nucleotide messenger RNA. NCBI's taxonomy places the organism in Eukaryota, Dinophyceae, Prorocentrales, Prorocentraceae. The record is from the annotation of a GenBank genome assembly.